Molecule: messenger RNA, 1254 nt
Organism: Acanthaster planci (crown-of-thorns starfish)
Lineage: Eukaryota; Metazoa; Echinodermata; Asteroidea; Valvatida; Acanthasteridae
Biological process (GO): G protein-coupled receptor signaling pathway
Cellular component (GO): membrane
Molecular function (GO): G protein-coupled receptor activity
Source: RefSeq, a predicted model, not a curated record
AUGAGCUUCAACGCAUCGGAGAGCGACUUCCAGGGGAGCGAGACGGAGCUAUUUGCCAUUCCGCUCUCGGUGACUGUCUUCGUCUGGCAUCUUCUGAUUGUCUUGGUCGGCGUCCCCGGCAAUGUCCUGAUCAUUGUCGUCUUUUGGGCCAAGCCCCGGCGGACCAGCACCGCUGUGUUCAUCAUGGCGCUUGCUGCGGCGGACCUGUUCGCCUGCCUCGCGCGCUUCUGCGAGGUGGUGUAUCAGGGGGUUGAGCUAUCAGGCAGCACACCGCCCCUCGACCUGUACAGAGCCAUCACUGUGGUCAACAAUCUUUCCCUGACCGAUGCAGCCUUGAUGACGGCUUUAAUCGCGCUUGAUCGCCACGACUGUGUUUGCCGCUACCGCAAUCGGCUCCUUAGCCACCGCCGGGCCCGUGGAGCUGUCGCCUUCGUCUGUUUCCUUUCAGUAUUUUCAAACAUUCCACUGUUCGUCUAUAUCUCCGGAAAUGCCGGCUGGUCUGUGGUAGUGUUUGUAAAACAGGUCUUAUUUUACUCCAUGGACGUCUUGGUAGUUUUUGUCUGUUAUGGGAUGGUGUACACGGCGAUUCACAAUCACGUCCGGGUUGGUAUAGCUAAUCGGCUCAGCAGGGCCGAACACAGCGCGUCAAGUUUGAGUGAAACUCCAGCGUCUGACCGUCGGAUCGUGGUUCAACCUGAUAUUGCAUCCAUCAAGGCCAAGCAGCCUCCUGCGAUCCCUUAUGUAGAGACGCCAUGUUGCAGUUUAAACACCAGCGCUCUUGCCCUGGGUUCAGGACAUGUUUCACUCGAUCGCCAAACUUUUGGUCCUCGAAUCACCCCUCUGGCAAGAUACCUAGAGGUCUCCACUACUGAGAGGCAGGACACCACUUUGGGACUGGAACAAUCGGAAAGUAUAGGGGGCUCACGGCGACGGUCGCUCUCCAAUGCGCGAGCGAUACGGUCCUCCGUCCGCGGCGGCCCGCCGGUCGCACUGCAACGCAAGACUACGCGGAUGCUCUUCUUGACAUCUCUGAUUUUCCUGCUGACCUAUAUCCCGUACUGGGUCUUCGUCGGCAUGACUCUCACUGGUAGACCCCGAGAUGCCGCGUAUCAGAUCAUGGCCAAUGUGCUCCACCUGUUGUUCCUGAACAAUGCCGUCAAUCCGCUGAUCUACGGGAUGGCCAACCGGCGAUUUCGCACAGACGUCCGGGAUGUGCUGCGGAAGAUGUGUGGUCGAAAACCCACUCCGCCAUAA